CGGCGCGGCCCGGGACGGGGAAGGGGGAGCGGUGGCGGCCAUUUUGAUCGGGCCCCGUGAGGGGCCGUGAGGGGCGGCCAUGGAGGCGCGGCGGCUGCGGGUGCAGGAGCUGCGGGACGAGCUGGGCCGCCGCGGCCUGGACACCCGCGGGCUCAAGGCCGAGCUGGCCGAGCGGUUGCAAGCGGCGCUGGACAGCGAAGGAGCUCGGCGGGGGGACGCGGUGGGCGCUGAGGACCGAUACGGCCUCGACAACCACAGCCAUGAGCCUCAGGGUGGCUACCAGGAGCCUCAGGGUGGCUACCAGAGCCACCAGGGCCACCAAGGCCAGGAGUCCCAGGGCUACCAGGGCCACCAGGGCCAGGACCAUCAGGGCCACCAGGAGCCCCAGGGCUACCAACCCUACGAGGGUCACGAGCCCGAAGCCGAGCCGGGCUACGAGAGGGGAGCCCUGGACCAGGAGCCCCCCGGGCUGCCCCCAGAGCUGAACUCGAAGCCGGACGAGCUGCCCCCCCCCACCUCAGUCCCCCCCCCAAAUUACCCCGUGCCCCCUCCCCCCACGUUCCCCACCCCCCCUUACGGCCUCCCCCCCCCUCCUCCUCCCUUCCCCACCCCUCCCCCCCCUCCGGGGGGCUACGGAGCCCCCCCUCCCCCCCCAGCGGGGUACCCCCCAAAUUACAGCACCCCUCCCCCAAAUUACAGUGCCCCUCCCCCCCCAAAUUACAGCACCCCUCCCCCAAAUUACAGCACCCCUCCCCCAAAUUACAACACCCCUCCCCCAAAUUACAGUGCCCCUCCCCCUCCUAAUUACAGCACCCCCCCUAAUUACUCCAUGCCCCCCCCCCCCUUUAACACCCCCCCUCCCUACGCCACCCCUCCCCCCACGGGGGGUGGGGGGAAUUUUGGGGGGGGUCCUGACCCCCCGCAGCCCCCCCCGAGCCGGAAGCGUCCGUUCGAGGAUCGGGGGAGGGGCUACUACGAGCACCGCGAGGAGAAAAGGGGCCGCUCCCCACAGCCGCCGGCCGAGGAGGAGGAGGAGGAUUUCGACGACUCCCUGGUGGCCGUGGACACCUAUAACUGUGACCUGCACUUCAAGGUGGCGCGGGACAGGUACGGGGGGCACCCGCUGACCAUCGAGGGCUUCGCCUACCUGUGGUCAGGGGCCAGGGCCACCUACGGCGUGCGGCAGGGCCGCGUCUGCUUCGAGAUGAAGGUGAUGGAGGAGAUCUCGGUGCAGCACCUGCCGUCCUCAGAGCCCGACCCCCACGUGGUGAGAGUGGGCUGGUCCCUGGACUCGUGCAGCACCCAGCUGGGGGAGGAGCCCUUCUCCUACGGCUACGGCGGCACCGGCCGCAAAUCCACCGACGCCAAAUUCCAGAGCUACGGAGAGACCUUCGGAGAGAGUGAUGUCAUCGCCUGCCUGGCGGAUUUCGAGGCGGGCGAGGAGGUGGAGCUGUCGUUCCUCAAGAACGGCCGCUGGCAGGGCGUGGCGUUCCGCGUGCGCAAGGACGCGCUGGCCGGCCGGCCGCUCUUCCCGCACGUGCUGGUCAAGAACUGCGCCGUGGAGUUCAACUUCGGCCAGCGGCCGGAGCCCCUGCGGCCACUGCCCCCCGGCUUCACCCUCAUCCAGCACCUGCCCCUCGGACAGCGCCUGCGCGGCACCCGCGGGCCCAGCAGCAAGGCCGAGUGUGAGAUGCUGAUGAUGGUGGGGCUCCCGGCGGCGGGGAAGACGACGUGGGCGGUGAAACACGCGGCUGCCAACCCCGGCAAGAAGUACAACAUCCUGGGGACAAACGCCAUCAUGGACAAGAUGAGGGUGAUGGGGCUGCGGCGGCAGCGGAACUACGCGGGGCGCUGGGACGUGCUGAUCCAGCAGGCGACGCAGUGCCUGAACCGCCUGAUCCAGAUCGCUGCCCGCAAGCGCCGCAACUACAUCCUGGACCAGACCAACGUGUACGGCUCGGCGCAGCGGCGGAAGAUGCGUCCCUUCCAGGGCUUCCAGCGCAAGGCCAUCGUCAUCUGCCCCACGGACCAGGAGCUGCGCGAGCGCACCGUGCGGCGCACCGACGAGGAGGGCAAGGACGUGCCCGACCACGCCGUGCUCGAGAUGAAGGCCAACUUCACGCUGCCGGAGGCGGGCGAGUUCCUGGAGGCCGUGCAGUUCGUGGAGCUGCCGCGGGCCGAGGCGGCCGCGCUCGUGCGCCGCUACAACCGCGAGGGUCGCAGCGCCGAGCGGCGCCCGGAGCGCGGCCGCGGCACCGGGACCUUCCCGGGAACGCGAGCGUUCCGUGGGGCCGGCAACGGCACCGGGUAUCCCCGGGGGGGUUUCCCCCCCCCUCGCUGGGGCGGCGCCCCUCCCCCAUCCCGGGACGCCCCUCCCCCCCCCUCGGGGCCUCGGGGGGGUUCCAGAGCCCCGGGGGGAGCCCCCCCAGCGCCGCCCCCUCCCCCACGGCCGCCUACGGACAGGGCCCACAGGUGA
Poecile atricapillus (Black-capped chickadee) is the source of this 2476-nucleotide messenger RNA. It is a transcript of the gene HNRNPUL1, whose product is annotated as heterogeneous nuclear ribonucleoprotein U like 1. Gene Ontology annotation, molecular function: protein binding. The transcript is spliced from 14 exons. Bases 80 to 2476 code for a protein of 798 amino acids. NCBI's taxonomy places the organism in Eukaryota, Metazoa, Chordata, Aves, Passeriformes, Paridae. The record is from RefSeq and is a predicted model, not a curated record.